Messenger RNA from Anopheles nili, 5178 nucleotides. RefSeq lists its product as uncharacterized. Gene Ontology annotation, molecular function: metal ion binding; UDP-glycosyltransferase activity; oxidoreductase activity. The record is from RefSeq and is a predicted model, not a curated record. Bases 1 to 5178 code for a protein of 1725 amino acids. Lineage: Eukaryota; Metazoa; Arthropoda; Insecta; Diptera; Culicidae. The transcript is spliced from 17 exons.
AUGAAGCUGGUACGAAAUGCUAGUGUGGUGACGUUUCUUUGGAUGACGAUCACGAUCACUCAAGUUGAACCGGCUAAAAUAUUAAGCAUUUUUCCUACCAUGUCCAAAUCGCACUGGAUUCUCGGAUCUACUCUCAUGAAGGAACUAGCUCAAGACGGCCAUGAGGUAACCGUGAUAAGCCCGUUUCAAUUAAAAAAUGCUCCUAAAACAUAUCACCACGUGAACGUCGUAUACAACAGCAAAAUGUUUGACAAUAUUAUGGAUGAAGUUUUCGAGAAAAUUGAAGAAAGUUUGGUUGAAAAGAUGCUGGAAUUGGGCCAUUUUGUGAAUGAAAUAGCCAACACCACGCUGUCCUCGCCUGAUGUCCAAGCAUUACUCCGUUCUGACGCUACGUUUGAUCUACUCGUCCUGGAAAUAUUUCUAGACGAUGUAUUUCUCGGGUUUGCGGAUCGAUUCAACUGCCCAGUAGUAGGAAUGUCAACUUUUGGUGUCUCAUCGUGGGUAAAUUCACUUACUGGCUCUCCACAGCCACUGUCCUACGUACCGCACCCUAUGACUAGCUUCACCGACAAGAUGAACUUCUGGCAACGAUUAGGCAACGUUUUGUUCACAGCAUUUGACGAAACAUUGCUGAAAUUCAUGUGCGAUCCCAUUCAGCAGCAAUAUUAUGAUGAGUACUUUCCCAACGCCAACCGCUCGUUGAACGAAAUGAGGCGCCACGGUGUCUCGCUGGUGUUGGUGAACAGUCAUUUCAGCUUGAGCUUCCCGCGACCUUAUCUACCGAACCUGAUAGAGGUUGGUGGGUUCCAUGUGAAUCGUAAUGUCAACCCACUGCCAGAGGACAUUAAAACCUUCAUAGAGCAAUCGGAGCACGGUGUCAUUUACUUCUCGAUGGGAUCAAACCUCAAGCCCUCUAAAAUGGACAAGCAGAAGCGUGACGAUGUCAUUAAGGUUCUCUCCAGUGUCAAACAGAACAUCAUUUGGAAAUGGGAUGAUGAUACGCUAGUGCUGGAUAAGAAAAAGUUCCUGUUCGGAAAGUGGUUCCCCCAGGACGAUAUUCUUGCCCAUCCAAAUGUCAAGCUGUUCAUCACCCAUGGUGGACUGCUCAGCUGUACGGAGUCCAUCUACCACGGAGUGCCGAUCGUCGGUAUUCCCAUCUUUGGCGAUCAAUUGCUUAACAUGGCCCGUGCGGAACAGUCGGGAUGGGGUAAAGGAGUAACGUACACGCAACUGAAUGAAGAAACAUUCAGUAAAGCAGUCAGAGCAGUUCUUCGUGACGAUAGCUAUGCAGCAAACGUUAAAAUUAUUUCCCAAAGAUUGCGUGAUCAGCCUGUAGCACCAAUGGAUAUGGCAAAGUUUUGGAUAGAAUACGUUCUCCGACAUAAUGGCGCAAAACAUCUCAUAUCCUCAGCCCAGGACCUUAACUUCGUGGAAUACAACAAUUUGGAUGUUUACUUGUUUAUUACUACAGUUGUUGUAUUAAUUAUACUCUCCUGCAGAUUAGGUGUCAGAAAAGUAUUUAAAAUAUUGUUAAAAAAAAAUACUGUGACGUUCUCGAUCAAUGGUCGGAAAUACACAGUUAAAGCUGAAGACGUUCCGCUGGACACGUCGUUGAAUUCAUACAUUCGCAACUAUGCUUAUCUCUCUGGUACGAAAUUCAUGUGUCUCGAGGGAGGAUGCGGCACUUGCAUCGUCAACGUGUGCGGAGUGCAUCCUGUCACCAAGGAGACCCGUUCCUGGUCGGUCAACUCAUGCCUUUUUCCCAUAUUUUCCUGCCAUGGUAUGAGCAUCAAAACGGUCGAGGCAUUGGGCAACAGAAAGGACGGGUACCAUCCGAUACAGGAGCGGUUGGCGCACAUGAACGGGAGCCAGUGUGGGUUUUGCUCACCAGGCAUGGUGAUGACCAUGUACAGCCUGAUGGAAGCCAAGAAGGGGACUAUUUCGAUUCAAGACGUCGAGAACUCGCUCGGUGGCAACAUCUGCCGUUGCACUGGCUAUCGUCCGAUUCUUGAUGCGUUCAAGUCACUCGCAUCCGAAGCAUCCGAGAUCGAGCUGCCCGACAUAGAGGAGCUGCAGAUAUGUCCGAAAACGAACGUCGUGUGUUCGGCACAGUGUCCAGCUGUUUCUUGCGAAGUUGAACUACAUCGUCCUGUGCAUUUGGUAUUCAGAGACGAUAAGGAAUGGCACAAAGUUUACACAUUAUUUGAAAUAUUUACUUUGCUGGCUUUAAUCGGUUCGAAACCGUACAUCUUACUGGGAGGAAAUACUGCUCAUGGUGUGUAUCGGCGGAGUACAUCGUUGCAAAUUUUCAUCGAUAUAAACUCUGUAGAAGAGCUGCGAAAUCACUACUUCAGCUUCAACCAACUGGUUAUCGGAGCAAGCACCACCCUAUACGAACUCAUGGAAAUACUAAGCAAAGCCGCCAAAACCAGGCCCGGGUUUGGGUAUUGCCAACAGAUCGUAAACCACCUGGAGCUAGUGGCAAGUCCUUCCAUACGAAAUGUCGGAACCAUUGCUGGAAACCUCUCCAUAAAAAAUCAACACCCGGAGUUUGUAUCCGAUGUGUACAUUCUACUGGAAGCUGCAGGAGUAAAGUUAACCAUUGUUGCUGAGCGUGCUGAGAAUGCAAUAUCUUAUGUGAAUGCCGCAUUUCUGCUGAAACUAAACACCAGUAAUACGAUUGUCAGCAAGGCGACCCUCUGCUUCGGGGGCAUCAAUCCUAAGUUUACGCAUGCUGCUCGAACUGAACAGCUUAUUAUUGGCAAGAAGCUGUUCAAUAACGCGACCAUUCAACAAGCCCUCAGCAGUCUCGCUGCAGAGCUUGAGCCCGAUUCAGUGCUGCCAAACGCGUCGGCCGAGUAUCGCAAGGGACUCGCCGUGUCUCUAUUCUACAAGUUUAUACUCAAUGUCGCGAUGGACAAAAAGAUUGCUAUCAACCCUCGGUUUCAAUCCGGCUCCACCAUGUUAGAGCGUCCUGUUUCGUCUGGUCAACAGCACUACGAUACGAUUGAGAAAAACUGGCCCGUGACGCAAUACGUCCCGAAGCUCGAAGGAUUGGCUCAGGCGUCGGGCGAAGCGAAAUACACGAAUGACUUUCCUCCAUUUCCGGAUGAGUUGUAUGCUGCGUUUGUCGUAGCAACCAGGCCGAAUGCAGCGAUCGGGAAAAUAGACGCUUCAGAAGCAUUGGGCGUAAUACAAGCGUGCGAAAUUCUCAAUGCGCGUAUUCAACCCAUCAAGAACGAGUUCAAAAAUGCACCUUGGGAGAAGAUCACUCAGAUCUGUUACACAAGAGACAUCGAUCUCAGCGCCCUAUUCCAUUACAAGAACGAAGACCUCAAGGCCUACAGCAUCUUGGGUGUGAGUUGUGCAGAGGUCGAGGUGGACAUUCUCACGGGAAACAUCCAGCUGAAGCGUGUAGACAUUCUGGAGGAUACGGGCGAGAGUCUAAGCCCGGGGAUCGAUGUCGGUCAGAUCGAGGGAGCAUUCGUGACGGGCAUAGGAUACUGGCUAACGGAGUCGUUGGUCUAUGACAUGGCCAGCGGUGCACUGUUGACAAACCGCACCUGGAACUAUAAGCCCCCGGGAGCAAAGGACAUCCCGGUUGACUUCCGCAUCCGGUUGCUGCAAAAUGGAGGAAAUCCGUUCGGUGUGCUACGAUCAAAGGCUACCGAGUCAGCUAAAAUUCUUAGCAUCUUUCCCACAAUGUCUCGUUCACACUGGAUUUUGGGAUCAACACUCAUGAAAAAUUUGGCGCUUGACGGUCACGAGGUUACUGUUAUCAGCCCGUUUCGAUUGGAAAAUGCUCCCAAAUCGUAUCAUCAUGUCGGUAUUGAACACAGCCGAAUGUUGGAGGGUAUGAUGGAUAAAGCAUUUGAACGAAUCGACGACAGCAUCGUGCAAAAAAUGUUGAAGCUGCAGUAUUUUGUAGAUGUAAUUGAUAACACAACGCUCUCUUCGCCCAACGUUCAAGCAUUGCUACAUUCUGAUAAAGUGUUCGAUUUACUCGUGUUGGAGAUUUUUCUCGAUGAGGUGUUUUUCGGAUUUGCGGAUCGAUUCAAUUGUCCGGUUGUUGCAAUGUCAACGUUUAGCGCCUCUCCUUGGGUUACUUCCUUAAUCGGAUCGCCUAUUCCGCUGUCGUACGUGCCGCACCCUAUGACUAGCUUUACUAACAAGAUGAGCUUCUGGCAACGACUAGGCAACGUGCUAUUUACAGCUUUCGAUGAAGUGCUUAAAUACGUGGUGUUUGAUCCCAUACAUGAACGAUACUAUAAGAAGUUUUUCCCAAACGCCAACCGCUCGUUGAACGAAAUGAGGCGCCACGGUGUCUCGCUGGUGUUGGUGAACAGUCAUUUCAGCUUGAGCUUCCCGCGACCUUAUCUACCGAACCUGAUAGAGGUUGGUGGGUUCCAUGUGAAUCGUAAUGUCAACCCACUGCCAGAGGACAUUAAAACCUUCAUAGAGCAAUCGGAGCACGGGGUCAUUUACUUCUCGAUGGGAUCAAACCUCAAGCCCUCUAAAAUGGACAAGCAGAAGCGUGACGAUGUCAUUAAGGUUCUCUCCAGUGUCAAACAGAACAUCAUUUGGAAAUGGGAUGAUGAUACGCUAGUGCUGGAUAAGAAAAAGUUCCUGCUCGGAAAGUGGUUCCCCCAGGACGAUAUUCUUGCCCAUCCGAACGUCAAGCUGUUCAUCACCCAUGGUGGACUGCUCAGCUGUACGGAGUCCAUCUACCACGGAGUGCCGAUCGUCGGUAUUCCCAUCUUUGGCGAUCAAUUGCUUAACAUGGCCCGGGCGGAACAGUCAGGAUGGGGUAAAGGAGUAACGUAUACGCAACUGAAUGAAGAAACAUUCAGUAAAGCAGUCAGAGAAGUUCUGCUAGAUGAAAGCUAUUCAGAGAACAUCAAAAAUAUCUCACGACGAUUUCGUGACCAACCCAUAGCCCCGAUGGAUUUGGCUAAAUUUUGGAUUGAGUAUGUCCUUAGGCAUAAAGGUGCAAACCAUCUAAAAUCUUCAGCGCAGGAUCUUAACUUCAUUGAAUACAACAAUUUGGAUGUGUACUUACUUAUCGCUGCAACAAUCACUACAGUGUAUAUUUGUAUUCAAACUAUCUUUAGAAAACUAUUUCGCUAUAUGUUUGUAAAACCAAACAGAAGUAAAAGAUCAGCUAAAAAAGAAAACUAG